AUGUCUAGUCCAAACGAAACUUCUGGACCUAAGGGUGAUCGCACACCUGCAGAUAAGGGUGAUCGCACAUCUGCGGACCCUUCGGAUACAAAAUCACAAAGUCAAACUGCAGUCUCGCUUUGCUCGCUUAAUACUAGUAUACCAAUGCGCACAACCGUUUUGCUGGCAACUGCGUGCGUCCGCGUUUUAGACUCACGUGGGACAGAAAACACUCUCAAAUGUCUUAUUGACAAUGCAUCGCAACACAACUAUAUAACAAAUGAUUGUGUCAAACGCUUAAAUUUACAUAUAGAGAACCUGACACAUCCCGCGUCUGUGAACGGGUUUGGGGGUACCUCUAGCAAAAUUAAGGGUAUAAGUCGCAUAACAAUAUUUUCACGCUUUAAUAAUAAAUCAUAUUCGCUCACGCCGUUGAUUGUUGACAAAAUCACAGAUCACUUACCUACAUCGCCAGUAGAAAGGUCGCUGCUCAAUUAUUUAGAGAGAGUACCACUCGCAGACAAUACCUAUCACCUUCCAAGUAAGGUUGAUAUGAUUUUAGGCGCGCAAAUGUUUACGCAAAUUCUGCUAUCAGGCCGCGUUGCGGCUCCGCCUGGUAUGCCUCACGCUUUACAAACCACGCUUGGAUAUAUUUUAAUGGGCACAGCCCCGCUAACGCAAUCAGUUUCCCCUUCGCAAACGCAAACGCUGUGUGCUAUUACUAAUGAACGCUUAGAUAAUUCUUUACGCAAUUUUUUUGAAUUGGAGGAUGUACCUUCCCCUAAGAGUAAUUUCCUUAGCACGGAAGAACAAGAAUGCGAAGAUAUUUAUAAAAAUACGACAGAACGCGAUUCUCACGGUCGAUAUAUCGUAGCUUUGCCGUUUAAGUCCGACCCUAGUGUGUUGGGUAACGCUUCGCUAAACGCAGAAAAACGCUUUAAUUAUUUAGAACGCAAAUUAGAAAAAUCACCUUCUUUACGCGACGCUUAUAAUAACAUUAUUGAUGAAUAUCUGGAGAAAGACUACUUGAGUCCAGUAACGCAAACUUGCUCUGACGUACAAUACGUUAUUCCGCACCACGGUGUUCAACGCGACGAUAAAGUUUCUACUAAAGUCAGAAUCGUUCUGGAUGCUUCUGCCGUUGAAAAUGACACAAGCUUAAACUCGCUAUUACAUAAAGGUCCUAAUUUACAAUCGGAUUUAUUUAUGCUAUUACUAAAUUUUCGCUUAUUUAAAAUUGCUAUUUGUGCAGACAUCAAACAGAUGUAUUUACAAUUAAAAGUUCAUCCAGAAUUUUAUAAAUUUCAAAGAAUUUUUUAUCGCUUUUGCAAAGAUAAUCCUUUGCAAUUAUUUGAAUUUAAACGCGUAUGCUUUGGCCUCGCUUCAAGUCCCUUUCUUGCGCUUCGCACAUUAAAGCAGUUAGCUGAAGAUGAAGGCAAAAAAUACCCUUUAGCUGCUGCCGUAAUAAAUGCAGGUCAAUUUUACAUGGAUGACGUCAUAUGUUCAACGCACACCGUAGAAGACGCAAUUGAGUUGGCCGACCAAUUAUCGGAAAUGUUCGCAGCGGGUUGCUUCGAUUUAUUAAAAUGGUCGAGCAAUUCAUCGCAAUUUCUUGAACAUUAUCCUAAAGAACUUUUGCACCCUUCGCUUGCUAUUAGUUUUGAACCCGAAUCUAGUCAGAAGGUUUUAGGGGUUAAGUGGGAACCUCAUAAAGAUUUGUUUACCUUUGACUUUGCACCUAAAGAAAUGAAAUGCACUAAACGCAACAUGUUGUCGGUCAUUGCUCAGUUAUUUGACGUUCUCGGAUUUGUAGCACCUGUAAUAUUAUUCGCAAAAUUACUAAUUAAAGAGCUUUGGCUUUUGAAAAUUGACUGGGACGAGGAGCCUCCCGCACAUAUUGCACAAACUUGGCUAAAAUUCUAA
Molecule: messenger RNA, 1902 nt
Organism: Maniola jurtina (meadow brown)
Lineage: Eukaryota; Metazoa; Arthropoda; Insecta; Lepidoptera; Nymphalidae
Exons: 1
Coding region: 1-1902 (633 amino acids)
Source: RefSeq, a predicted model, not a curated record